Molecule: messenger RNA, 1067 nt
Organism: Olea europaea var. sylvestris
Lineage: Eukaryota; Viridiplantae; Streptophyta; Magnoliopsida; Lamiales; Oleaceae
Product: V-type proton ATPase subunit E-like
Exons: 6
Coding region: 91-780 (229 amino acids)
Biological process (GO): proton transmembrane transport
Cellular component (GO): proton-transporting two-sector ATPase complex, catalytic domain
Molecular function (GO): proton-transporting ATPase activity, rotational mechanism
Source: RefSeq, a predicted model, not a curated record
ACGUUAAAUAACAGAACCAUUCAGUCCUCACAUCAUCAAAUCGAAAAGCAAAAUCCGUGGUUAUAACUGAAGCCCGUCCGCACACCGAAAAUGAAUGACGCAGAUGUAUCCAAGCAGAUCCAGCAGAUGGUGCGGUUCAUCCGCCAAGAAGCCGAAGAGAAGGCCAAUGAGAUCUCCGUCUCUGCCGAAGAAGAAUUCAAUAUAGAGAAGUUGCAGCUAGUGGAAGCGGAGAAGAAAAAGAUCAGACAAGAGUACGAGCGCAAAGAUAAACAAGUUCAAGUCCGCAAAAAAAUUGAAUACUCCAUGCAGCUCAAUGCUUCUCGAAUCAAGGUUCUUCAAGCUCAGGAUGACUUGGUUAACUCAAUGAAGGAGGCUGGAUCAAAAGAGCUUUUGAACGUGAGCCAGAAUCAGGGCAGCUACAAAAAUCUUUUGAAAGAUCUCAUUGUUCAGAGUUUGCUCAGACUGAAAGAGCCAUCCGUCUUAUUGCGCUGUCGUAAAGAAGAUGAAGGUUUUGUGGGGUCUGUCUUGGACUCUGCAAAGAAGGAGUAUGCAGAGAAGGCAACAGUUCAUCCACCCGAGAUCAUAGUUGAUAGUGUCUACCUUCCACCUGCUCCAUCUGAUGCUACUGCUCAUGGUCUUUUCUGUUCUGGAGGCAUAGUAUUGGCUUCUCGAGAUGGGAAAAUUGUUUUUGAAAACACUCUUGAUGCUAGGUUGGAUGUUGUGUUCCGUAAGAAACUUCCAGAGAUCCGCAAGCUUCUCUUUGGUCAGGUUGCCGCCUAAUCAGUUGAAAGCGUUGCAGAUUCAAGCUUUAAUUGUUCUAAAGUUGGUCAUUGUCGCUUGUUCUGCAAUUUUACAUCUCUGUUGCUUGCGUAAGGUUGCUCUUAGCCGAUUUGUGUAUUGUUUUGGGCAGAUUGAGAGCCUGUAUUGUUGGAAGUAUAAUUUAUUCGUAUUAGCUUCAUUCUGCUAUUUUUGACUCUUGAUUACAAAUUUGUAGAAUAAGCGGAAGCUGAAGUGUUUGUUGCAUUGAGAUGAUAAAUGAGAUUUGAGUUAAAAUGGUUGUUAAUUCA